Messenger RNA from Atta colombica, 772 nucleotides. RefSeq lists its product as uncharacterized. The record is from RefSeq and is a predicted model, not a curated record. Bases 119 to 439 code for a protein of 106 amino acids. Lineage: Eukaryota; Metazoa; Arthropoda; Insecta; Hymenoptera; Formicidae. The transcript has 4 exons.
AAUGCCUCGCGAGUAACAUCGCGACGGGCAAAUGUAGCUCGCGUAAGCUCGCCACUCUCUUUGCAUUUUUUUGCAUGUAAUCUAGAAUCGAGAAUAUAAUUAUCGCGAGAGAGCAGUUAUGAGGGAAAAUGAUGGAAUUAUGUUAUGUUUUUUAUUGAUAUUCGCAUUAUGUACGAGAGUAUAUUCGGCAAAUACCAGACAUGUAAUUAUCAAGAGAAAUUACAGUGACCAAAGUGUAAGAGGCUACCUAGCCGAGAGGACUUGCUGGUGGAACGAAGUGUGCAAGGAAGAAUUUCACAGUAAGUUUCGGUGUCGCUGCCCGAAAUGGUCCUAUUGUCGUUCACCAGGAAGAUAUUAUGACGCACACUGUAGUAUGACACGCACAGGUUACAUAUGGACCCAACCCGAAACGUCAUUAAGUCUCGAAAUCGAUAAGUAAAUGAUGCUAUGGAGUACCAGACCCGCGAAGAAAGACAGGUGAAUUAAAAAAAAUCGAUAGAAUCCAUUUCGCAUGGCAAAGUUCAUGAAAUAAAGGAUAGCAAUAUAUGAUGGAAAUAUUGAAAAUCAAACAUCUGUUCAAAAUCAAAAUCGGCGUUCGUUAGAAUUUUGCAGAUUUAUUCAUCAGUUAUAAGAUAUGGCAAUUGUUUUCAAGGUAAUUUUCUAUUAAUAGAUUUUAUCUAGAAAAGAGAACGUUGUUCCAAGAAUGACAUUCAAAAGACAUUUGGAUUUGGAAGAGCAAUGUAAUUUGUAUUAGAGCAUUCACAAAUUUACG